Nestor notabilis (Kea) is the source of this 3859-nucleotide messenger RNA. RefSeq names its product Rap guanine nucleotide exchange factor (GEF) 6 (gene RAPGEF6). The record is from RefSeq and is a predicted model, not a curated record. Gene Ontology annotation, biological process: positive regulation of ERK1 and ERK2 cascade; small GTPase-mediated signal transduction. Gene Ontology annotation, molecular function: protein binding; guanyl-nucleotide exchange factor activity. The annotation marks the transcript as partial. Lineage: Eukaryota; Metazoa; Chordata; Aves; Psittaciformes; Psittacidae. The transcript is spliced from 26 exons.
GACUUAAGUACUAUCUAUUCUUUCCUUCAUGGACUGGACAUACUCUCACAUUUCAGGGAACAUCAGCUCAGAAUAAUGUCAUCAAGUGCCCGCUAUGAGAGGUACAAGGGCAACCAGGUUCUCUUUUGCUCAGAAACUAUUGCAAGAUGCUGGUAUAUACUGCUUUCUGGAUCAGUGCUCAUGAAGGAUUCCAUGUUUUUACCACCUUGCAGUUUUGGCAAGCAGUCUGGAGGAAAGCGAGGAUGCGAAUGUAUCAUAUUGGAGCCUUCAGAAAUGAUUGUGGUGGAGAACUCGAAAGACAAUGAGGAGAACAUCUUGCAAAGAGAAGUCCCGCUCAGGCAGUCCCGCCGGAGGUUUAGGAAGAUCAACCAGAGGGGCGAGCGUCAGACCAUCACCGACAACGUGGACUCCAGCAGUUACCAGUCGCUUCCAGCUGAUCUUACCAAGAUGCAUCUUACUGACAAUCCUCAUCCUCAGGUGACGCAUGUCCCUUCAAGCCAGUCGGGAUGUAGCAUUGCCAGUGACUCUGGGAGCAGCAGCCUAUCUGAUAUUUAUCAGGCUACAGAGAGUGAGAUGGGAGACGUUGAUUUAACAGGUCUUCCAGAAGCACCUGUAGACUCUGAAGAUGAAGAAGAGGAGGAGGACGAAGACAUUGACAGAACUUCCGAUCCACUUCUAGGGCGAGAUGUUGUACGAGAGUGCCUUGAGAAAGAGCCCGCAGAUAAAACUGAUGAUGAUAUUGAGCAAUUACUGGAAUUUAUGCAUCAACUCCCUGCCUUUGCAAACAUGACCAUGUCUGUGAGGAGAGAACUUUGCUCAGUGAUGAUAUUUGAAGUAGUAGAGCAAGCAGGAGCCAUCAUACUUGAAGACGGCCAAGAACUUGAUUCUUGGUAUGUUAUUUUAAAUGGCACAGUGGAAAUCAGCUAUCCUGAUGGGAAGAGUGAGAGCCUCUGUAUGGGAAAUAGUUUUGGGAUUACUCCCUCUCUGGACAAACAGUACAUGAACGGAGUGGUCAGAACCAAAGUGGAUGAUUGUCAGUUUGUGUGUAUAGCCCAGCAAGACUACUGGAGGAUCCUGAACCACGUGGAAAAAAACACUCACAAAGUGGAGGAAGAAGGAGAAAUUGUGAUGGUAAAGGAGCACAGGGAGCUGGAUCGCAGUGGAACCAGAAAAGGACACAUAGUUAUCAAGGCAACACCCGAGCGACUCAUCAUGCACUUAAUAGAAGAACAUUCGAUUGUGGAUCCAACCUACAUUGAAGAUUUCCUUCUAACAUACAGAACAUUUCUAACAAGCCCCCUGGAAGUUGGCAAUAAACUCCUGGAAUGGUUCACAGUGGACAGCCUCAGGGAUAAGGUUACCAGAGUGGUCUUGCUGUGGGUGAACAAUCAUUUUAAUGACUUUGAAGGAGAUCCUGCUAUGACUCGAUUCUUGGAAGAGUUUGAAAAGAACUUAGAAGAUACGAAAAUGAAAGGCCAUCUCAGAUUGCUGAAUAUUGCCUGUGCUGCCAAAGCCAAAUGGAGACAAAUUACCCUGCAGAAACCUUCUAGAGACUCACCACUGUUCUUCAGCCUCCUUGGAGGAAGCGACAAGGGCUUUGGUAUUUUUGUAGAGACUGUAGAAAUAGGCAGUAAAGCGGCAGAAGCUGGACUUAAGCGUGGAGACCAGAUAAUGGAAGUAAAUGGACAGAAUUUUGAGAACAUUACCUUUGUAAAAGCUCUGGAAAUCUUAAGGAACAACACUCACCUCUCCAUCACUGUAAAAACAAACAUUUUUGUGUUUAAGGAGCUGCUCUGCAGGAUAGGACAAGAGAAGAACGGAAUUCCACAUAUUCCCAAAAUCGCAGAAAAGAAAAACAACCGUUACUCCAUCCCCGAUAUGCCUGGAGAUGUGGAACAGAUGUUUCCCCGUGAAAAAGGAAACAAGAAAAUGAAAGCAAACACUGUAUCUGGUGGGAGAAACAGAAUCAGGAAAAUUUUAGACAAGACAUCCAAAACUGUUCAGGUUGUGCACAUAAUUGAACCCAACCUGUUUUGCAGCGACGGGAGCGUGAGCCAGUCACAGGACGACAGCAUUGUUGGGACGCGGCAGUGCAGGCACAGCCUGGCCAUCAUGCCCAUUCCAGGAACCCUCUCAUCCAGCAGCCCUGACCUUUUGCAGCCUACAACUAGCAUCCUGGAUUUCUCUAAUCCUUCAGCUGUUGGGUUUUACUAUAUUCCGGAUCAGGUAAUCCGAGUUUUCAAAGCAGAUCAGCAGAGUUGUUACAUUAUCAUCAGCAAAGACACCACAGCCAAAGAGGUGGUGAGUCACGCCGUGCACGAAUUCAACCUCACAGGCGCCCCCGAGACCUACUCCCUCUGCGAAGUGUCAGUCAGCCCAGAGGGAGUCAUCAAACAGCGGAGGCUCCCAGAUCAGUUCUCCAAGUUGGCCGACAGGAUUCAGCUCAAUGGACGAUAUUAUCUUAAAAACAAUAUGGAGACGGAGACUUUAUGCUCAGAUGAGGAUGCUCAAGAGCUGCUAAGAGAAAGCCAGAUUUCCCUCCUACAGCUGAGCACCAUUGAGGUCGCCACUCAGCUCUCCAUGAGAGACUUUGAACUCUUUCGCAAUAUCGAGCCUACAGAAUACAUUGAUGACCUUUAUAAGCUGGACUCCAAGACAGGAAAUGCUCACCUGAAACAGUUUGAGGAUGUCAUCAACCAGGAGACCUUCUGGGUUGCCAUGGAAAUUCUAGCAGAGCCCAACCAACUCAAGAGGAUGAAGAUUAUUAAGCAUUUCAUUAAAAUUGCCCUCCAUUGCCGAGAAUGCAAGAACUUCAAUUCCAUGUUCGCGGUUAUAAGCGGGUUAAAUCUAGCACCAGUAGCACGUCUCAGAGGCACUUGGGAGAAGUUACCAAGCAAGUACGAAAAGCAUCUCCGAGACCUUCAAGAUCUUUUUGAUCCAUCUCGAAACAUGGCAAAAUACCGCAACAUCCUCAGCAGCCAGAGCAUGCAGCCUCCAAUUAUUCCACUUUUUCCUGUUGUCAAGAAGGAUAUCACCUUUCUCCAUGAAGGAAAUGAUUCCAAAGUGGAUGGCCUGGUGAAUUUUGAGAAGCUCAGGAUGAUUGCCAAGGAGAUUCGCCAAGUUGUCCGAAUGACGUCGGCAAACAUGGAUCCGGCCGUAAUGUUCAGACAAAGGAAGAAGAGGUGGAGAAGUUUGGGGUCUCUGAGCCAGGGCAGCACAAACUCGAACAUGUUGGAUGUACAGGGAGGUGCUCACAAAAAACGUGCCCGGCGCAGCUCGCUCCUGAAUGCCAAGAAGCUGUACGAGGAUGCCCAGAUGGCCAGGAAGGUGAAGCAGUACCUGUCCAACCUGAACGUGGAGACAGACGAGGAAAAGAUCCAAAUCUUGUCGCUUCAGUGCGAGCCUGCGUAUAGCACAUUGACAAAGAAUUUAAGUGAGAGAAGAGGAGCAAAAUCCUCGGAAAUGUCUCCAGUACCCAUGAGGUCAAUUGGCCAAACCACUAAAGCCCAUCAGCAUCAACAGAACAGGAUGAGUCAAGUUCUUCAGGUUCCAACUGUGAAUUUAUACCCCAGUAGGAAAAAGGGACUGACAAAGGAUCACGUCACAUUCAGCACAGGUUCCCCACAGAAGUCAUUAAGCUUGUCUGAGGAAGUAAGUAGUAAGAAACAAACAGAUGACACAAUGUCCAUGGCAUCUUCUUUGCACUCCAGCCCUCCUGCUUCUCCUCAGGGCUCUCCACGCAAAGUUGGUAACAUCCAAAGGUCGGAUAACUGCAGUCAGAUGAACCUCUCUGGCUCUUCCUCAUCACUCGCCAGUGAAGCCAGCAACAAGAACAGUGGACAACGCAGCUAUGGAAUAG